AUGUUUGCCUUGAAAAAUCAGCUAUCAAAAAUGAAUGAAUAUUCUGAUUAGCUUUUCCAUGAGUACUAUAAGAGUGAAUUCAAAGGGGAAGAAAUACCAGAUAUCUUUCUUGAUUUUAGAGUAGCAGAAGGUAUGAUUGUAAUUAGCAACCCAGACAUACUUUAAGAGCUAUUAGUGACAAAGGGCAAAUAUGUUGACAAGUAUCACAGAGAUAAAAAGUAUUUCUAGUAGUUGGUAGGAGAUUCAGUCCUAUUUGAUAAAUCCUCUGAGUCUUAAGCUAGCAGAAGAAAACGUCUCUCAUCAGCAUUUUACAAAGACAAGAUGACAUAAAAUCUUUAAAUAAUUAUCAGAAAGACUUUUACUUGGAUAGAAGGAAUAAAGGAGGACAUUAAAAAUGGCAAUAAUGAGAGAGAACUUAACUUCAUGAUCAAUAGUCACAUUCUUGAUUGUAUUUUGAUGAGUGUAUUCGGUGAGACUUAGAUCAAGCAAGUAUUUUCUUUGAUUGUAGAUGAUAAGAUUUAAGAAGUAUCUCUUGGUGUAGCUGUUAGUAGAUUAUUCCUGGGCAUGUCAAGGAAAAGUAUGAAACCUUUAAGGCAAUUUACAACUCUAUUUGACAGUUUAUUUAUUGGUUAACAAGAAAAAAUACUUGAAAAAAAUGUUUUUAACUUUAGAGAACUCCUACAAAGACUAAUUGAUGAAAGAAAAGAGAAAAUGAAAGAUCCAAAUUUUGAUGGUGCUGAUUUUCUUACUAUGCUGCUUACUGAUGAUCUAUUUAAAGAAGAUGAAAGCUUAAUGAAAGAUGAGAUUGCAACUUUCAUUUUAGCUUCUACGUUAACAACUACUGCCUUAAUAACUAAUACUCUCUAUUACUAUGAAUUUUUGCCUGAAGUUAAACAUAAAUUAAGGCAAGAAAUAUCUCAAACUAUGAGUUCAGACAGAAGCAAUCCAAUCCCAUUUGAUAAACUAAAGUUGACUCCAGAGAUCUGGAUUUCUAAGUUAGGCUACGAUUAACUUUAAGAGGAUUGGAAAUAUCUUUAUUAUCUCAUUCAAGAGACAAUGAGAAUUGAGCCACCAGUAAGAUCAUCAAUUCCAAUGGAACUAAAUGAGAAAAUACAGGUAUGUGGCUACACUAUUGAAAAAGGUAUACCAAUCACAUGCAGUUUCCUCCUUCUACAUAGAAAUCCAUUGGAAUGGUAAGAACCAACCAAAUUUAUUCCAGAAAGAUUUGAUCCUGAAAGUUCAUAUUUCUUGACUCCAGAUGGUAAAAAGAGAAAACCCUUUAGUUUCAGCCCAUUUUUAGGUGGUAGAAGAAUAUGCUUGGGCAAGACCUUUGCUGAAAAUAUUGCAAAGUGUAUUGUCCCAAUGAUAGUUUCAGAGUUAGAAUUUAGAUUUAAGAAAGAUUAUCAUUAUGAUAGAAAACCUCCAAAGUCUUUUGCUGUUGAGAUAAAUGUUCCAAUUAACUUAUCGCCUAUUCAAAGAAUUUGA
Messenger RNA from Stylonychia lemnae, 1485 nucleotides. Lineage: Eukaryota; Ciliophora; Spirotrichea; Sporadotrichida; Oxytrichidae. The record is from the annotation of a GenBank genome assembly.